Molecule: messenger RNA, 1193 nt
Organism: Rhagoletis pomonella (apple maggot)
Lineage: Eukaryota; Metazoa; Arthropoda; Insecta; Diptera; Tephritidae
Product: protein N-terminal asparagine amidohydrolase-like
Exons: 5
Coding region: 193-1125 (310 amino acids)
Biological process (GO): ubiquitin-dependent protein catabolic process
Cellular component (GO): nucleus
Molecular function (GO): protein-N-terminal asparagine amidohydrolase activity
Source: RefSeq, a predicted model, not a curated record
AUUUAAUACCUUUUAGCUGAAUUUAAUUAAAAAUAAAAUACGGAGCUACUCUCUCUCACAUACCUACUACUCAUACAUUUACUCGUGCAACAACGAAAAUACGACUAUCUCAACAGCAACAAAGUCGCUUUGAAGAAUUAUUUAUAGUUAUUAAAGAAAAUCAAAAACAAAAACAAAAACAAAAACCACAAAAUGGUGCUGGUAUUGAAUGGUGUUUUGCAGGACGAUUGUCCUAUGGAUACAAACAGUCUAUUCCUGCAACACCCUGUAUACAGAGAUUAUGCCCAACAACUACUCUCCAUACCGACAAAAUCCGUUGGUCCCGUGGGACUACUCUAUGUGGGCCAACGUGAAAUGGCCGCUGCUGCGCCGCACGACAAGAACAUCAACAUUAUUGGCGCCGAUGAUGCCACAACGUGCAUCAUAGUUAUGGUCAGGCAUUCAGGUUCAGGCGCUGUAGCUUUGGCCCACUUUGAUGGCACCGGUGUGGAUGAAGCUGUUUGCACAAUGGUCGCACGCGUUCAAGAGUUGGCCUUAGGUUAUCCGGAAGGACGUAUUGAGUUACAAUUAAUUGGUGGCUACCGAGAUCCGCAAGGAUAUGGCGAAGACGUUUUCUAUAGCAUAAUGCAAUCAUUCCACAAACAUCAUCUCGAGAUCGAUCUAACUCAAGCCUGCGUCGGUGAGCUGAAUACUAUACUGCGCGGCGACAUAAACUACCCGAUAAUUUAUGGGGUUGGCGUCAAUAUAAAAACCGGGGAAAUAUUCCCAGCAACAUUCCCAGACCGAGGACCGGAUAGGCAAUUGCGUGAUGCACGAAAUUUUAUGGGUGCACAAACGGUACUGGACAUAUACGACUCAUCGCUGGGCAUGUUACGCAUCGGCCCCUUUAACUAUGAUCCGUUACGUGGCGCUGAUUUGUGGCUCUCGCAAACAGAUGAAUUCUUAUUGCAACAUUUGUCGACGAGUCCAGAUGUCGAGCCGCCGCAUUUCACUAUGCAGAUACGCGCCACUAUAAAAUUCAUACAGGAUAAUCAAUUUCCCGCAAUCACGGUUUUCCGGGACAAUCGACCACGCUACUUUCGGCGCGAUGAGACUACGGGCUGUUGGACUUUGGUUAGAUAUUAAUUACAAAUACAAUACGUGCUCGCAUAUUUGCGUAUUUGCUUAAAGCGAAAUACACUUAGUGUUAUUAU